GGAUUCUCUAAUGUUGAGCACUGCAGAUAUCAAAUGAAAAUUUUAAUAAAAACUCAAUAAAAAAUUUUAAAGGAUAUUUGAAGGUUAAUAAAAUUAAAGAUUAAAAAAACACAGAAAAAUGGCAUGUCCUUUUUUUCGUCGCCAACAAUCACAAACAUCAACGGGAACAACUGAUACUACAACUGGUUUAUGGACUGGAGAAGAUGAUUUAUCAGAGAGACCUGAUGAUGCAUUAACUUUGACACAUUUACAAAUGGCAAUACAAUUAUUAACUGAACCUUCUAAUGACGACCUAAAUACUGCAGUAUCAGCAUUGGUUAACAAAUAUUCGACAAAAUGGCCGAAUCUUAUAUUCCUAAAAGUUAGUCCGGAAACACUUAAAACCUAUCCAAACUAUGAUUAUUUAUCUGAUAUUCAAGACACUUUACUCGAUAUGGAUGAAGACAGUGCAAGUGAAAUUUUAGUUUUACUUGGCGAAGAAUUAAUAACAUCUUGUUGUAAUGGUAUCAUUGAGAGAGCAUUUCGUUGUCUUGGAACUGAUUUACAGGAAUUUUUGGGAUCAUUAGAUGGAGUUUAUGAUGUCUUAAAAUUACAGGAGGAAGACGUAACUGAUACUGGUUUUGUUUGUGCCGGUGACGGUGAAUUGAUUUUCACUUCAGAACGUCCUGUCAUUGCAUGGCUUCUCUUGGGAUCAUUAAAAGCUUUAACACGUAUAUUAUACGGCAUUAAUGUUCAUAUUAAAAUUGAACCUGUUGAAAAUGAUCCAAGACGAUAUCGUUAUUUAUUUCAUUCAGCUGAUGAACAACAUGAGGCAGAUGAUGAACCAAAACUACAAAAAACUUCAUCAACAAAUGCUGAUUUAAAAAUUAAUAUGGCCACUUUUUGUAAACAAUUUCCAUGGCAUUUCAUUAUGAAUGAAAAAUUGGAAUUUGUACAGUUAGGUCGAGGUUUCAAUAAAUUAUAUAAAUCAUAUUUCAGUACAUAUGGAAAAUUGGCCACAACAUACUUAAAUUUUAAACGUCCAAAAAGUUUAUCACUUAAAUUUCGUGACAUUGCUCGCAGAACUUAUACUCCAUUUUUAAUUGCGCUUAAAAGUCCUCCAGAUGUUACAGAUUUUCCAUCACAAGGAUUAGAAAUUAAAGGCCAAAUGGUUUUCUGUCCAGAAUCUAAUUCACUUUUAUUUAUGGGUUCACCAUUUUUGGAUGGUUUGGACGGAUUAACUGAUAAUGGUCUUUUUAUUUCUGAUAUUCCUUUGCAUGAUGCAACAAGAGAAGUUAUUUUGGUGGGGGAACAAGCCCGUGCACAAGAUGGCUUGAGACGCCGUAUGGAUAAGCUUAAGAGCUCAAUUGAGGAGGCAAACACUGCUGUCACAAAAGAAAGAAAGAAAAAUGUCAGUUUAUUACACAUGAUUUUCCCAGCAGAAAUUGCUGAGCGUUUAUGGUUAGGUGCUAAUAUUGAUGCAAAAACUUACCCAGAUGUUACUUGCUUAUUUAGUGAUAUAGUUGGGUUUACAAGUAUUUGCUCAAAGGCUACUCCAUUUAUGGUCAUUAACAUGCUUGAAAGUUUAUAUAAAGUAUUUGAUGAAUUUUGUGGUAUUUUUGAUGUAUAUAAAGUCGAAACUAUCGGUGAUGCUUAUUGUGUCGCUAGUGGAUUACAUCGUGCGAGUAAAUAUGACGCUCAUAAAGUAGCAUGGAUGGCAUUAAAAAUGAUUCAAGCCUGUUCAAAUCACAAUACACCAGAUGGUGAACAUAUAAAAAUGAGAAUUGGUUUGCAUACUGGAACAGUUCUAGCUGGAGUAGUUGGGAGAAAAAUGCCACGUUAUUGCCUAUUUGGGCAUAAUGUAACAAUUGCCAAUAAAUUCGAAUCUGGUAGUGAAGCGUGCCGUAUUAAUGUUAGCCCAACUACCAAAGCAUGGCUUACAAAACAUGAAGGUUUCAAUUUCGAAUUAAUUCCUCGCGAACCAGAAUGUUUACCAAAAGAAUAUCCAAACAAGGGUGAAGGUGAUACUUGUUAUUUCUUAGAGACAUAUCGUCAUGGUACAGUAAAUCAAAACGCAUCAUUGGAUGAGCAUAUUGAAGAAGCGCUCAAAGCAAUUAUUUAAAUUGCUGUAAAUGGAUAAAUAAAAGCCGCUUUUAAGGGACCGUUUAUGAAUAUUAAUUGCUUUAAAUUGUGUUUAAAGUUUGAAAAUUACUAUAUAUACAUUGAUGUUAUUUAAAUAGAGAUUUCCUUA
Molecule: messenger RNA, 2230 nt
Organism: Condylostylus longicornis
Lineage: Eukaryota; Metazoa; Arthropoda; Insecta; Diptera; Dolichopodidae
Gene: Gycalpha99B
Product: head-specific guanylate cyclase
Exons: 6
Coding region: 119-2101 (660 amino acids)
Biological process (GO): cGMP biosynthetic process; response to oxygen levels
Cellular component (GO): guanylate cyclase complex, soluble
Molecular function (GO): heme binding; guanylate cyclase activity
Source: RefSeq, a predicted model, not a curated record